Molecule: messenger RNA, 4608 nt
Organism: Didymodactylos carnosus
Lineage: Eukaryota; Metazoa; Rotifera; Eurotatoria; Philodinida; Philodinidae
Source: the annotation of a GenBank genome assembly
AUGUCUGAUCUCGAUUCGACACAAGUUCGUACUGCAGACGAUUCAAUCUCUUCGAUUGGUGAAUAUGAGGUCUAUUUAAAGCUUGUAAGCCCGGUCGAUAAUUUUACGCCAUCUGAAUAUCCAUUGUCAAAAGAAACAACAGUUGGUCGUAGUUCUCCGUCUGAUGUAAUAAUUCCUGUACAAUCUCUUUCAAAACAACAUGCAAAAAUUACUUAUUCAAAUGGCCAAUAUUUUGUUCAAGAUUUAGCAUCAAGCAAUAAAACGUUUCUAAAUAAAGUACAAUUGACACCAAAUGUUUUAUAUGCAAUGAAAUAUGGGGAUGAGCUCCAGUUUGGUGAUAUUACAUGUUUAUUUGAAAAAAGCAAUGUUCUUCUACCCAAACAUAGUGAAAAGCAAUUAUCAUAUAUUCCAGCAGCCAGUACGUUGCAAGAGGAUAGUUAUCCAUCGAUUGAUGAUGAAUUCGAUUUAACUACACCCACAGAACAAAAUAAUAAUGGUGGAAAUGUUCAACGUAAAAGUUUUGUUGAUAGUCAUGUAAAUAAUGAUAUUACCAGUGAAGAUUCAGCCGAUUGUAUACCAUCAACACAAGCAAUUACGGAUUCGUAUGAUGAUGAUAUUGAACCAGUGCAACCAAUGAAAAUUUGGAAUAAAAAUAAUAAUCGAAUGAUUCGACCAGUUACACAAGUACGAACAUCAAUAAAAUUUGGAAAUUCUUCUUCACCAAAUAUGCAUUCUUCAGGUGUUGAUAAUGAACUGUCGUCAUCUAUCCAUACAAAUCGAAAACAAAAUGGUAUCGGUAGUGAACAUCAAGCAUUCAAUCAAUCAAUAACAUCACCUGUCAGAGCGUCUUCAUCAUUAUUAAAUAACAAUGAUAAUUUUGAAGAAUAUCAUGCCGAUGAAAUACUAAUUGGUUGUAAUACAAUACCAGCUACAUUGCCGCUUAUUGAACAAACAAAUUUAAAUAUGAAUGAUCAACUGGAAAUCGUUUCAUCGUCACAACCAUUACAGUCAUCAACAGACGAACAAAAACAAGACAUCAUUAAUAGUGAACAAGUAACAGUGGUCAACACUACUACAACAACUAUUAUUAAACAAACUGAAACGAAUGAAAUAAAUGCUUUCGAGGUUAAUACACAAUCAUAUGACCUCGAACCCGAUGAAAUAGAGAUGGCUGGAAGUCAGCAAGAAUAUGUAGGUGAAACUCAAGCAUAUGAUAUAGAUGAUAGUGAUGAAAUAAAAUCAUUAGAUGAAGAACAACAGCAACAAGUCGCUACUAGUCGGAGUGAACAAGUAAUAGAUGAAAUUGUGACAAAAACCACAACCACAACAACAACAACAAUUACUACAAGGACUAUUAUUGACAUUCCGUUUGAUUUACAAAAAGAAGAAGAGAGUAACAAUCAAGUAAAAAAUGACGGUGAACGAAGAUUUCCCACACCACCUACAGCUGGUACCUUGGCCUAUAGCAUUGAAGAUGAAAUGGCCGAUGAUGAAGACAGAACUCCAUCACCCAAUCCAGAAAGACCACCAAUACCACAAACGCUUGCAUAUCAACUGAUGCCCGAUAAUGAUAUAGAAGAUGAUAUGACACAAUCAAAUGGAGAUAAUGAAGAUUUAUCUUUGGCACCAAAUCCAGACAUGCCAGCAAUACCACAAACACUUGCGUAUCAACUGAUGCCCGAUAAUGAUAUGGAAGAUGAUAUGACACAAUCAAAUGGAGAUAAUGAAGAUUUAUCUUUGGCACCAAAUCCUGAAAUGCCAGCAAUACCACAAACACUUGCGUAUCAGCUGAUGCCCGAUAAUGAUAUGGAAGAUGAUAUGACACAUUCAAAUGGAGAUAAUGAAGAUUUAUCUUUGGCACCAUCCACUAAUUCAUCUUCAAAAGCGUUAGAAGAAGAAAAGAGUAUUGAAAAACAACCUCAACAAUCAGUCAUUGCUAGUCAACCAUCUGUUGAUGAUGAACGUAUGGAUAGCGGCAAUUUAGAGACUACCGGUGAAGCAGAUCAAAUAGAGCCAUCUACUAUUGAAUCGACAUCAUCCAAAUCGAACGAUAUCGAAGCACCGAAAAUGACUCCUGAUCGCGAAGAAAAUAAACUGCAAAAAAUGUCAUCUACUAUUUCAGAAUUCAAACCACAUGGCAAAAACCAAUCUGUUGAUGACGAACCGGUGAACCAAGCCGAAAAUAAGAAUGAUCGACUAACAUCGAAUGUUGACGAUCACGUUAUUACAGUGCCCAAUUCUCUGUCAGAAAAAUCGUCUCUUGUCACAAAACUGUCCCAGCCUCCGGUGAGUGGUGAUAAUGAAGCAAGCGAACUGUUCGAUGAUAUUGGAAAAGAUGUAGCAGUAGUUGAAACUGAUUUUAAUCGGCAACCAUCGACGGAAACUGCUCAACUAACGUCCAUAGAUGAAAAAGAUGAAGUUGCAACGAGUACACCGUCAGAAACGCAUACAUCUGCUGGUGCUCAUUUAUUAUUCCCAAGUGUUGUUGAAAAACAACUAUCUGAAUUUGAGAAUGAAAAUAAUAGUACAACUAAAUUGAAUACUACCGAUGUGAUUGAUAAUGAUGAUAUCAAAGAAAUAGAUGCAACAACAAAUGAUCAGCCACAAUCUUCGAAUAAAACGGAAGUGCAAACUGAUGUUGACGAAGCUGAAAAUGAUGUAAUGGAGCCAGACAAUAACGAACCAUCUACGUCUGUAGAAGACACCACCAUAAAACCAACAGUCGGUCGCCGUGGUGUUUCGCGAAAAAAUGCACGUCGCGCGCAUGGUAGAAAACAAAAAGUUGUAAGCUCAAAACUUCAUGGUAAUCGUGGAAGACGCAAUGCCAUAAUUCCAACAGCAAAUGAACCAACAGUCACAGAUAUAACGAUCGAUGAAACAGUCAAUACAGAAAACGAAGAUAACAUGAAUGAUAUUAGCGAAAGAGAAAAACUAGAUGAAACGUUACCACUGCCACAAGAAAAAGAAGAACCAAUAUUAUCUGAAAACACCGGUGAAAAUAAAGUCAAUACUAAACAAAAGGAUGAAAAAAAAACACCUAAUGUCAGACAUUCACAACGUAUACGAGAACGAGCAACGUCAGGAAAAAUACGUGGAUUUCCGUACGACUAUAAUGAAUAUGUUGAUUUGGAUGAAUUAGAAAAGACUCAAACAAAUCGUAAAACAAAAACUCCAGCAAGACAAUCGCGCGCAUCGAAACAGCUACCUUCUACAAAACGAAAAAGUUUGAGACAACAUAUUACUGAUGAUCAACAAGAAGAAGAAAAAGAGGAGUCUGGUGAUAAUAAUGGUGCUGAACCAAUGGCAAUGGAUAACGAAGAAAUACAAAAUACAAAAAAAGGUUUUAGUAAUAAACGUAAAAGAAAAACAACAGCACUCACAACUACAACGGCAACUAUUUCAAAACGUAAUCGAACAUCUGCACCAUCGAAAAGUCGUACUUCAACAAAAUCUGUGUCAAGUACAGUAGCAACCCCAUUAACCAACAAUCGUCGACGAAAAUUACCGUUACCAGUCACUCCGGCUGUUGAUGACAAAAUAUCAGGUCGUUCUAUCUCAUCAUCAACAAUAACAGCCAAUGAAGCUAAACGGCAAAAACGUAGUAAUCAACCAACAACAUCAACAAACAUCAGCAAACCUUCUACGUUAAAAGCAGAGAAUAAUUCUGGUCGUACACGCUCAAAGUCAAGAACACCGAAAUCUGCUCGUGCUGAUGAAGAUGAUCAACAGCAAGUUCAACAACAAUUAGUUCUUCAGACGAGUACACCUCGUGCUCGUCAGUCAGGACGUCAACAGUUCAUCACAUCGAGUAAACAGUCAUCAGCAAAACCCAACAAGAAACAGAAAACUAGUAUGCAACCAGAAACCGAAGAAGUUGAAGAAGAGCGACCAGUGCGAAUAGCUUUAAGCAGUCAUUUAGUAAGUAGAAGCAUUAUGAUAUUAUUUAAAUAUGCACUCAGGAAUUUUAAUCAACAACAGCUCGAUUUAUUAAAGAAACUUGGUUUUGAUAUUAUUGAUGAAAGUUGUCAAGUUGAUGUGUUAGUAGUUGAUCGUAUACGUCGUACAAAAAAAUUUUUCAUGUGUUUGGGAAGAGGUGCACAUAUCGUAUCACCAACAUGGAUCUAUGCAAUGUUACGUGAUGAAAAAUAUUAUCCUAUUGACAAAUUUUAUUUAAACGAUCAGCAAGCAGAACAACGUUAUGGUUUUAAUUUAAAAGAGAGUGUUCGUUUAGCCAAACAACGACCAAUAUUUGCUGGCUAUAAAAUAUUUUGCACAAAAGAUACAUCACCACCAUUCGAAGAUUUGAAAGAUAUUAUUGAAGCAGCUGGUGGAAAGUUAGUUGAUAAAAUUAGUAUGCAUCGUCCAGCCAAAGAUUUAAUAUGUAUAGUAGCCCAAAAACAUAAACAAGAAUAUGCAAAUUUAAAUAAACGUAAUAUUCCAAUUGUUAGUGAAGAAUUUGCUUUAAGUGGAAUAAGCAAACAACGUUUGGAUUUUGAUACUGCUUUAACGUCAACACCACCCGUAACAGCAUCUCAAAAUAUUGCUUCAACAUCUACAACACAAUCAACAGCACACUCUUCUGCUUCUCAUCUGCCAUCACGAAAAUAG